Lycium ferocissimum is the source of this 2349-nucleotide messenger RNA. Its product is annotated as ankyrin repeat-containing protein At2g01680. NCBI's taxonomy places the organism in Eukaryota, Viridiplantae, Streptophyta, Magnoliopsida, Solanales, Solanaceae. The transcript is spliced from 3 exons. Gene Ontology annotation, cellular component: plasma membrane. The record is from RefSeq and is a predicted model, not a curated record. The coding region runs from base 137 to 1708 and encodes 523 amino acids. Gene Ontology annotation, molecular function: protein phosphatase regulator activity; protein phosphatase 1 binding.
ACUUGACUUUGUUUGACACACAAAGUUUCAUUUGUAACUCAAGAUUAUCAAAAAGUCUUUUCUCUUCUUCAUCAUCUCAAGAACCCCAUAAAUAUUCUCUGUAUAUACAGUGAUAUACAGUUGAUAUACAGUGUAAAUGGACUCAAAAUCAUUAAGGUUGAUAACCCAUCAAUCAUUUUUCACAGCAGUUCGAUCUGGUGACCUUGAAUCACUUAAAAUAAUUAUAAAAAAUGAAGGGUUGGAUGUUUCUUGUUUAUUAGCUUUACAAAAUGAUGGAGGUGAAACUGCUUUGUAUAUUGCUGCUGCAAAUAAUUAUAAGGAGAUAGUGAGUUAUUUGCUUGGUUUUUGUGAUUUGGAGAGUGUUAUGAUUAGGUCUAAAGCUGAUUUUGAUGCCUUUCAUGUUGCUGCUAAAAAUGGCCACUUGGGUAUUGUGCAGGAACUUUUGGCCAUGUGGCCUGGACUUUGUAAAGUAUGUGACUCAAGAAAUACAAGCCCUCUUUAUUCAGCUGCUGUUAAGGGACAUUUAGAUGUGGUGAAUGCCAUUUUAGAUGCGGAUGUGAGCUCCAUACGGAUUGUUAGGAAGAAUGGAAAAACUGCACUACACACAACUGCUAGGUAUGGCCUUCUGCAUAUUGUAAAAGCACUUAUACAGCGAGAUCCAGAUAUAAUAUCCAUCAAAGAUAAAAAGGGUCAAACUGCACUUCAUAUGGCUGUUAAGGGUCAGGAUACCUCUGUGGUGGAAGAAAUGUUGGAUACUGACAACUCAAUAUUGAAUGAGCGUGACAAGAAGGGCAACACAGCUUUACAUAUAGCCACACGGAAAUGUCGUUUCCAGAUUGUGAGCCUUCUGCUUACUUACACGUCCCUUGAUGUCAACGCAAUUAAUAAUCAAAAGGAAACUGCAAUGGACUUAGCAGACAAAUUGCAAUAUGGUGACUCAGCUUUGCUAAUUAAGGAAGUUCUGACUGAGGCUGGUGCAAAACACGCCCGAUUCGUAGGUCAAUUCGAUGCAGCAUCCGAACUUAAGCGGACCGUAAGCGACAUUAAACAUGAGGUCCAAUCCCAGCUUAUACAAAACGAAAAAACCCGAAGGCGUGUUUCUGGUAUUGCCAAAGAGCUUAGGAAAAUUCAUAGAGAAGCUGUUCAGAAUACCAUUAACUCUGUUACCGUGGUCGCUGUUUUGGUCGCCUCUAUUGCUUUUCUAGCUAUAUUCAGCUUGCCGGGCCAAUACAUCGACAAGGGGCCUGAAGCAGGAAAGGCCCGAAUCGCGGAUACCGUUGCGUUUCGGGUAUUCUGCCUCCUGAAUGCUACUUCUCUAUUCAUAUCUCUCGCUGUUGUUGUUGUUCAGAUUACUCUGGUUGCAUGGGAUACGAGAGCUCAGAAACAAAUUGUCUCGGUUGUGAAUAAGAUGAUGUGGGCAGCUUGUGUUAGUACGUGUGGAGCGUUCUUAGCUGUCGGUUUUGUUAUUGUAGGGAGGAAAAGCUCGUGGAUGGCGAUUACUAUUACUGUGCUCGGUGCACCAAUUCUUAUUGGAACUCUGGUUGGCUUGUGCUACUUUGUUUUCCGACAGCAUUUUGGAAUAUGUGGUAGCGAUUCUCAAAGGCGUAUUAAAAGAGCGAGUGGGAGCAAAUCUUUCUCGUGGUCUUUCUCUGCAAAUAUUUCUGAUAUGGAUGACUACAACUCCGAUGAGAAAAUUUAUGCUCUGUGAGACUGACAUUAUGCAAUGUUCGAUCUGAAGGAGUUUUACUACAUAUAAAUCAUGGCUUUCCACGUAUCAUGGGAAUGAAUGUACAGUCAGACCUCUCUAUAACAGGCAUCCUCUUUAAACAUUUCACUACAACAAGCAUAUUUUCUGUGGAACUGAUCUUGCAUCUUAUAUUAUAUUAUAUGUACUCUAUAACAUGUCGCUAUAGCACCAAAAAAGUAUCGGAACAAACGAUGUUGUUAUAUAGAGGUUUGAGUACUGUAUAUCCAUUCUCUGUUGACCCCUAUGCAUGUCAUCGAGAAGGCGAACGUGAUACUGAGUCGAGAUAAACAGGCAUCAGGUACUCAUUUUCAACAUCAUGCAAGAAAAUUUCUCUUUUUUGCUCCUACUGCGAGGUGUGAUGAAUUGGAAAAGUAAAAUCUGGUGCUCGGAUAGUUAGUUGUAUAGGUUUCGCUUUGCUUCAAGAUGUCCAUUUAUAUUAGUUGGGUUUUUCUUAAUAAACACUUUUGUGACGUGUAUCCCCUCGAUGUAUAAUCAUGAUUUGAGGUUUGUACAUACUAGUGUAGGACUCUUUGAAGUACCAAUAAAAAGCUUGUAAGUUGUUCGAUGGAACUAUAGAUUAAUGAUAUGAUUUUGUUUUCCAA